Molecule: messenger RNA, 2715 nt
Organism: Drosophila ficusphila
Lineage: Eukaryota; Metazoa; Arthropoda; Insecta; Diptera; Drosophilidae
Gene: Pxt
Product: chorion peroxidase
Exons: 8
Coding region: 96-2525 (809 amino acids)
Biological process (GO): response to oxidative stress
Molecular function (GO): peroxidase activity; heme binding
Source: RefSeq, a predicted model, not a curated record
AGCUAAUGAAAAUUUGCGCCAUUUUACGUUUCACUUUAUUCGAAUAAGUCAAGUUCAAAGUUUUUAAAAGUAAAGUCCAAACAAAUAAGUGUAAGAUGACUCGCAUUUGGGAAAUCGCGCUGCUAUUAAUUGCCACACAGAUUGGCGGAUCACUGGCGGCGGCAUUUUCUGUGCGCCAAAACCGAUUUAAUGAGGCUCCAGAUCUGCAGACACCAGUACCAUUGGCAACUUCUACAGAAUCUACUAAGAAAACUGAGAAAGUUACUAGCGGUCUGUUGAAAAAAUGUCUUCCCUGCAAUGACGGCAUAAAAUGCGUGCCCCAAAUCCAGUGUCCCGCCCACGUGCGCAUGGAAAGCCAUGAAAAGCCGCAGAUAUGCGAUCUGCCGGCUGGAAAAUUUGGCUUCUGCUGCGAGACGGGACAAAAUCACACUGCCCCGAAACAGGAGAGCUCUUCCAAGGAGCGGCGAUCAGGAUUUCCCACCAUCCUGCCCAUUUCAGUUUUGGAUGAGGCACGUCGUCAGUUCGAGCAUUUGAUGAACGGCGUGUCGCAGAUCCCCGUCCGCCGAGGCUUUCCCGACUUUGCGCACGGUCUAGUGUUCCAUUCGACGGCCAAGGAUGAUCUGCACAACUUUGCCAUUUCGAAUAGUGCCAUCGAACAGGUGAUGACCACCCAGUUGUUUGGCAAGAAGGAGCAGGUGCCCGUGGACGAUUUCAUCACCAACAAUGUGCCGAUCAAGUUCACGGAGACCCCGUUGGCCCAGCACUGUCAGCCACCUCUAAUUUGCCGUAAUGUUCGAUCAGUGUACCGCAGCUUGGAUGGCACAUGUAACAAUCCACUGCCCCAAAGAUCGCUGUGGGGAGCUGCUGGACAGCCGAUGGAGCGCCUCUUGCCCCCCGCUUACGAGGAUGGAAUCUGGACACCGCGUUCCCACUCUUCCGACGGGACUCCUCUGCUCAGCGCCCGCAAAAUCUCACGCAUCCUGCUAGCCGACGUUGAUCGUCCGCAUCCCUUGUACAACCUCCUGGUUAUGCAGUUCGGUCAGGUUUUGGCACAUGACAUUUCCCAAACUUCUUCGGUGCGACUGGAGGAUGGAAGCCUGGUGCAGUGCUGCUCCGCAGACGGAAACGUAGCUCUAAGUCCACAGCAAAGCCACUUCGCCUGCAUGCCAAUCCAUGUGGAGCCGGAUGAUGAGUUCUUUGCCGCUUUCGGAGUUCGCUGUUUGAACUUCGUAAGGUUGUCCCUGGUUCCCAGUCCCGAUUGUCAAUUGAGUUACGGGAAGCAAAUGAGCAAAGUGACCCACUACGUUGACGCCUCGCCGGUUUAUGGAUCAAGUGAUGAAGCUUCCAGAAGUCUUAGAGCAAUCCGUGGCGGCCGACUGCGUAUGCUGAACGAUUUCGGACGGGAUCUUUUGCCGCUGACGAACGACAAAAAGGCUUGCCCCAGCGAGGAAGCCGGAAAGUCAUGUUUUCUUUCAGGAGAUGGACGGACCAAUCAGAUUAUAUCCUUGAUUACCCUCCAAAUACUGCUGGCACGUGAGCACAAUCGUGUGGCAGAGGCACUGAACCAGCUGAAUCCUUCGGCCAGCGACGAAUGGCUUUUUCAGGAGGCCCGACGCAUCGUCGUUGCCGAGGUGCAGCACAUUACAUACAACGAAUUUCUGCCCAUUAUUAUUGGACCGCAGCAGAUGAAGCGUUUCGGGCUGGUGCCACUGCAUCAGGGCUACUCGCAUGACUACAAUGUUGAUGUAAAUCCGUCUAUAACCAAUGAAUUCUCAGGAGCAGCUUAUCGCAUGGGUCAUUCUAGUGUGGAUGGCAAGUUCCAAAUCCGCCAGGAGCAUGGUCGCAUUGAUGAAGUGGUCAAUAUUCCGGAUGUCAUGUUUAAUCCCUCGCGGAUGCGCAAACGUGAGUUCUACGACGACAUGCUGCGCACACUUUACAGCCAACCCAUGCAGCAGGUGGACAACUCAAUCAGCCAUGGACUCAGUCGUUUCCUGUUCCGUGGGGAUAAUCCGUUUGGUCUGGAUCUGGCUGCCAUUAAUAUUCAGAGAGGACGCGACCAAGGACUGCGUAGCUAUAACGACUACCUGGAGUUAAGAGGAGCACCUAAACUAGAGAGCUUUGAACAGUUCCCAAGCGAAAUUGGCCAGAAGCUGGCUCGCGUUUACCGCUCUCCCGACGACAUUGACCUGUGGGUGGGAGGUCUGCUGGAACAGGCCGUCGAUGGAGGAGUUGUGGGCGCGACCUUUGCCGAGAUCAUAGCCGAUCAGUUUGCACGCUUUAAGCAGGGGGAUCGCUAUUUUUACGAGUACGACAAUAAUGUUAAUCCUGGCGCCUUCACCCCUCCGCAGCUGCAAGAGUUGCGCAAGGCUACUUUGGCUCGUCUUCUCUGCGACAAUUCCGACCGCCUCACUCUGCAAGCAGUGCCACUGGCCGCUUUCAUUCAAGCCGAUCAUCCUGGCAACCAAGUGAUUGGCUGUGAUGAUCCCAGCCUGCCGGCCGUUAAUUUGGAGGCAUGGCGCACUUGAAAUUAUUUUUUUAUCCAUUUUUAAUUUAUUUAUCGAGUUUUUAAACUGUAUUUAUAUAUGCGAAUGUUCGCCGAAUUGUAUAUCCCCGUUUUAUGUAACUGCGGCUCAACAAAGAAAACCAAAAUUAAGCCAACCGUUCUAUUAAACCGAUUUCCAUUGCUAAUUAAACGCAAAUUUCUUUGUCUCCGAA